CUGUUCUUCACAGGCACGCCUCCAAGCCGAAAUAACCGAUAUCUACGCACUAGCCGUGACAAGUCCACACAAUCUCCACCACAGUCUCCCAUCGUAGUUCCCGAGACUCCACAGCCUCCACGUUCUUCAUCUGUCUUAAAUACCCUGACCAAGGCAACAUAUCUCAUCCAACCGCGGACUUCUGUGCCAAAAUCCCCUCAUCUACUGAGUGCUAGUUGCAAGAUACGCCAGUCCGCUGUGAGUCGGUCAUCCGGAGCAAGGACUCACUUAGCCACUAAACAAACGGCUGCUCAUGUAGACAAUGCUGCUCGAAUGAUGAUGGUAGCCAAUGGAAAUGCCAACGUUUUGACUCAUCUCGCAAUAGCCAGUCGCCGUGGAAACUACGACAGCCUCAAUUAUGCCCCUAUGGAUCAAAACGUGCCUUCACAAUCGAAAUCUACGCAACCGGCCAGGAUUGGA
Messenger RNA from Protopolystoma xenopodis, 459 nucleotides. The record is from the annotation of a GenBank genome assembly. NCBI's taxonomy places the organism in Eukaryota, Metazoa, Platyhelminthes, Monogenea, Polystomatidea, Polystomatidae.